AUGCUUCGCUCCCUUCUCAAUAUUGAUCCAGCCAAGCUUCAUCAGCUAAACUGUCCAGUAAAGAUAACCAAAUAUGAACUUAAUCUCAUCAAGCAAGUAACACACAUCUUGACACCAUCUGAAGUAGCAACUCUAGAGUGUCAGGGAGAGAAUGUUGUAACGUCAAGCAAAGCAAUUCCAUGCAUUCGUGGACUGAAAGCUGAGCUUCAACAACCGUCACAGACACACAAGUCAAAGGUGAUUACUACUCUCAAAAGCUCCAUCAAGAAAACACUGAAGAUCUAUGAAGACAAGGCGAUGUUUCAGCUGGCUUCACUCCUAGACCCACGCUUCAACAUGGACUGGUGCCCACCACAACAAGUCAUGUUCAUCACAUCCCUACUGAAGUCUAAAGUACAUGACAUUAAGUCCACUGCCACUGAAGAAAAGGGUUCCCUUCAGGAAAAUAAGGAGGCCCCUACAAAGAAGUGCAGGCUGUUCAGAUUCAUAACACCAUCAGCAUCAACGAGCUCUUCCCUCUGUACAUUAACAUCAACUUUAUCACAAGUACAAUCCUACCUGAGUCAGCCAACAACAGAGGAUGACAGUGACCCCCUUCUCUUCUGGGAACAGAAUCAGUCACCAUUACCUCAACUAGCUAUACUGGCUCUCCGAUAUCUGUGUAUCCCACCAUCAUCAGCUCCAGUUGAGACACUUUUCUCUCUUGCUGGGAAAGUCUUUCGUCCUGAACGAUGCACAAUGACCGAUGUUCGCUUUGAGGAGUUGAUGUUUAUCAAGUGUAACCAACACUUAGUGUGGGAUGAGCUUCCUCACCGAAUAUUAGUAGUGAGGUUUGUGUAG
Messenger RNA from Scylla paramamosain (green mud crab), 840 nucleotides. RefSeq names its product zinc finger BED domain-containing protein 4-like. Bases 1 to 840 code for a protein of 279 amino acids. Lineage: Eukaryota; Metazoa; Arthropoda; Malacostraca; Decapoda; Portunidae. The record is from RefSeq and is a predicted model, not a curated record. Gene Ontology annotation, molecular function: protein dimerization activity. The transcript has 2 exons.